Rhagoletis pomonella (apple maggot) is the source of this 3268-nucleotide messenger RNA. RefSeq names its product probable phosphorylase b kinase regulatory subunit alpha. The transcript has 13 exons. The annotation marks the transcript as partial. Gene Ontology annotation, biological process: glycogen metabolic process. Lineage: Eukaryota; Metazoa; Arthropoda; Insecta; Diptera; Tephritidae. Gene Ontology annotation, cellular component: phosphorylase kinase complex. Gene Ontology annotation, molecular function: calmodulin binding. The record is from RefSeq and is a predicted model, not a curated record.
ACUUGGUCGCAGAAUAUCGACUAUGAAGAAUACUACACCACUCGUGAUCCCGACUUGCUUGCUAGCAAUUUCACAACAAAUUUAGCUUUUUUAACAAACAAUUGGCGGCACAUGUUAGGAAGACCGACCAUAACUCUAAUGGCCACACAUUACAUGCUAGACCAAGAUAAAAUACCUCUGGCCAUGAUUCAGACAAUGCGUAAGCUCAAGUCCGGCUAUAUUAAUGGCACGCGUGUAAUGUUGGGUAAUCUCAAAGAUUUCCUGAAUACGUCAGCCAUCACAGACCUCAGUUUUUUGGGCAGCACCGAAGAUGGCUACCCCGAUCGCCUACAUCCCGAUGUGCAGGCCUAUUUGGACGAACAUUUGUUGCGCUCAUUCAGUCAUCGUGGUAUGAUGAAGCUACACGGAGGCCACCUACGACCGCGCCAGUUACGUAGGCGCAUGUCUUGCAAGGGUGCCAUUAAAAAGACGCGUUCGAUAAAUGUCGAUUCUGACAACCUGGGCAUGGAAGGGCCAACACCAUUAAUAGAAAGGCGACUUUCUUCGGUGGUGCCACCGCCAUGGCUGCAAUCAAAUAAAGCAAACAAUAUCAGUGUGUUUGACACAACACCGGAGGAAGGGCCUCCUAAUUUGGUAAUAGAUCCGCUGAUUCGCGAAAAUAUCUACCCCAUUGACCCACAUCAUAAUCGCUCGGCUAUUGAACGUCGCAGUGAGUUUACAAGACAGCAAGAAAUACAAGCUAUACCGAAAAUUCUCGUUCAACGCCAUCGCACGGAUACAAAUUUCGCUGAUACAGAAGUGGAGGAACUGAUUGCAAUGCUGCGUGAGACGGAAAAUCUCGAAGAACAAGGCGACAUUUUGCAAUACUUGGUCGACACCCAAGGUUUGGACUUCAAUACGGCUGGCUUAGGUUUGAAGAAUAAGGAUUCCGUUGAAAAUUCUAAUAUGAUUGCAAUGUUUCACAUAUAUGUAGACCAAGAUAAAAUACCUCUGGCCAUGAUUCAGACAAUGCGUAAGCUCAAGUCCGGCUAUAUUAAUGGCACGCGUGUAAUGUUGGGUAAUCUCAAAGAUUUCCUGAAUACGUCAGCUAUCACAGACCUCAGUUUUUUGGGCAGCACCGAAGAUGGCUACCCCGAUCGCCUACAUCCCGAUGUCCAGGCCUAUUUGGACGAACAUUUGUUGCGCUCAUUCAGUCAUCGUGGUAUGAUGAAGCUACACGGAGGCCACCUACGACCGCGCCAGUUACGUAGGCGCAUGUCUUGCAAGGGUGCCAUUAAAAAGACGCGUUCGAUAAAUGUCGAUUCUGACAACCUGGGUAUGGAAGGGCCAACACCAUUAAUAGAAAGGCGACUUUCUUCGGUGGUGCCACCGCCAUGGCUGCAAUCAAAUAAAGCAAACAAUAUCAGUGUAUUUGACACAACACCGGAGGAAGGGCCUCCUAAUUUGAUAAUAGAUCCGCUGAUUCGCGAAAAUAUCUAUCCCAUUGACCCACAUCAUAAUCGCUCGGCUAUUGAACGUCGCAGUGAGUUUACAAGACAGCAAGAAAUACAAGCUAUACCGAAAAUUCUCGUUCAACGCCAUCGCACGGAUACAAAUUUCGCUGAUACAGAAGUGGAGGAACUGAUAGCAAUGCUGCGUGAGACGGAAAAUCUCGAAGAACAAGGCGACAUUUUGCAAUACUUGGUCGACACCCAAGGUUUGGACUUCAAUACGGGGAUGCUGGAGGAAGGCCGCGUAGUUACGGUGCGUGAUCUCCUCAAAGGCCUCUAUGAAAAGGCAUGUCAACAAAAGCUGUGGGGCCUAGUGCGUCACACAGCCGGUAUGUUGGGCAAACGUGUGGAGGAUCUAGCUAAGGCAGUAACGGACUUACUCGUGCGCCAGAAGCAGGUGACUGUAGGAAUGCCACCAAACAAUGAAUACACGAUUACAGCACCUUUACCGGAACUUGAGCUGCGCCAGCUAAUUCACGAUACUUAUGGCGACGAUGAGAGUACCGCUAUGCUUACCCAAGAGUUAAUGGUAUACCUUGCCAUGUUUAUACGCACCGAACCACAACUCUUCCACGAAAUGUUGCGCCUGCGAGUAGGCCUCAUUAUACAAGUUAUGGCUAAAGAAUUGUCGCGUACCCUCAACUGUGACGGUGAAGCGGCUUCAGAGCACUUACUCAAUCUUUCACCAUUUGAAAUGAAGAAUUUGCUCUACCACAUACUUAGUGGAAAAGAGUUUGCUGUAAGCAGUGUUGCACGGGGCAAUCUUUCCAUCGUUAGCUGUAAGUCAAGUCGGGUCAGCAAGAAAAGCCAAAUUGGUUUGGGCGAACAAGAGGGCGACGAUGCGAUUAUUGCAACUAUCGACGAUCGUCAAGGUCAAUGGUUGCGUCGCCGGCGCUUGGAUGGUGCCCUAAAUCGUGUACCACGUGAUUUCUAUUCUCGUGUUUGGAGUGUACUUGAAAAGUGCCAAGGGCUGGCUAUUGAAGGUCGCAUACUACAGCAGAGUUUGACGCAGGAAAUGACUCCAGGCGAGUUGAAGUUCGCUUUGGAAGUUGAAACUGCACUGAAUCAAAUACCACAACCCGAAUAUAGGCAGUUGGUAGUUGAGGCUCUUAUGGUGCUAACACUAAUGACAGAACACAAUAUGGUUCCCUCUCUGGGCGGCAUAAUCUAUGUGGAACAUUUGGUACACAAAGCCAAUCAACUUUUCCUAGAGGAUCAACGGAAAGUCCAGGGCGAUGCCAUGUUGUGCUGCGCAAAGUCCAAAGAGGGCAAGGAUCAACAAGCAGCUUCUGGUAUGCUUCUGUGUGGGGGCGCUGCUUACAUUUGCCAACAUCUUUAUGACAGUGCACCCAGUGGUAGUUAUGGUACAAUGACUUAUAUGGCUCGUGCUGUCGCACUUGUGCUGGAUUGUGUUCCAAAGCAUGGAGAGAUGGAAUGUGUAAUAUCUUAAAUCUGUUAACAGAAACUUCAGAUACUUGGUCAGCCACUACUUCGCUCUAUUGAAGCCAUUAUUAAGUCAGAUGCUGGCUGCCGUCGUUUUUUUUUAUUAUAUUUUGUGUGUUUUUAUUUCGACUUCGAAGGUCUACAUACAUAAAUGAUUAAGCAACUACGAAUUCAAAAACUAUUUUACUUAAAAUGCUCGAACGAUAGUACGAUAUUUUAAAAGGAUACAAAUAUUAAUGACAAUGUUUUCGACAGGAAGGAGCACAUUUGACACCGUUUUUGGUAUUUUUGCUGUUUAAGAGUUUUUAUUCAAAUAAAGUUAUUAUGCAAAUGUA